Messenger RNA from Ilex paraguariensis (yerba mate), 471 nucleotides. The record is from the annotation of a GenBank genome assembly. Lineage: Eukaryota; Viridiplantae; Streptophyta; Magnoliopsida; Aquifoliales; Aquifoliaceae.
AUGUCAUAUUUUCCUCAAAUUCUUCCUUCCUAUGCACACAAAUUAGUGUCCACUCUUCAAGAUCGAUUUGAAAUUUCGGUUCCUAGUUCACCGAAGCAGCUAGUUGCGAUAACACCUGAAGCGUCAUCGUCUCAGAGUUCGCCCCUCAGUGCAAACCAUUAUCAAUCAAAUGAGAGAAACAGUCCAGGAAACGAGGUCAGCAAUGCCUCUAGUUCUUCGAGCGGUGAGGCUUCAAGGGUUACAGAUGAGAAGACCAGUGCAUUGUCGUCGAAAGGAUUGGUGAUGAAUGGGGGCAGCCUUGCGUGUAAGAGCAAUGUGGAUAUAUUUGGUGCUGGUGUUGGGUUCAAUGAUGGAGGAGGAGGCGGUUCCGCGACGUACAAGCGAGUGGUAGCCUGUUUUGAGGAAGAGCCUGUGGAGAGCCUUCAACAACAGGAGAUUGCUUUCAAGCUGAUUGGGACACAUAUUGGAUAA